AUGCAUCCCACGCUUAGAGUGCUUUCUCGAUCCGCAUGGAAAGGACCAAAUGUGGUUCCACUACCUGUGAGAGAAGCUUUGGCUAAAGGGACUCCGAUCAGAACAAAUGCAAGAUCCGCUACCAUUUUACCUCAGUUUGUUGGUCUCAAAUUUCAGGUCCACAAUGGAAAAGAGUACGUUGCGUUUGAGAUUUCGGAAGAUAUGGUUGGCAGCAAGCUCGGCGAAUUUGUUCCAACCCGUAAGAGAUUUAGCUACACUCAGACUAAGAACAAAUGA
Lachancea fermentati is the source of this 276-nucleotide messenger RNA. The record is from the annotation of a GenBank genome assembly. Lineage: Eukaryota; Fungi; Ascomycota; Saccharomycetes; Saccharomycetales; Saccharomycetaceae.